AUGAAGUACAAUGAUCUAUGUGUGGGUAACACUUUCAAAAGCAAGGGGGAGCUGAAACUUAUACUUGCAAUAGCCAAAGUAGAAAGAAAUUUUGAGUACAAAGCUUUUAAAUCCGACAGCCAGAGGUUUAUUACCAAAUGCAAAGACAAGACAUGCGAGUGGCGUCUGCGAGCAGUUCCCUUAGAUUCUUGUGGGUGGUGGAAACUCACAGUUGCAAACGAUGUGCAUACUUGUGAAAGCAACAAAAGGACUGACCCUGAAUUAAGAACCAAAGCGGCCUCUACUGGAAUUGCAGAGCUUUUCAAGCACAAAUUCAAAGAACUAGAUGCGGCAUUUACGCCCAAACAACUGGUUAAGGACAUAAAAAGGGAUUAUGGAGUGGUUAUCAAUUACCGGAAGGGAUACAGCGCUUGCAAGCGUGGUAUUGAGCUGAUCAAAGGUAUCCCUGAUGAAUCGUACCAACACCUCGUUGGUUAUAGUCACAUGCUUGGUGCUCGUAACAAGGGUACUAUUACCGAGAUUGUAACUGAUUCAGAUGAUUAUUUUCUAUAUUAUUUAUUUUAUUUUGGAGUAUGUAUUGAAGGAUUCAAAAACUGUUCCAGACCCGCAUUUGCGGUUGAUGGUACACAUCUUACAGGGCCACGCCAAGGAGUUCUACUGUCAGCCGUUGGAAUGGAUCCCGACGAGUCGAUCUAUCCUAUUGCUUUUGUUGUUGUUGAUUCAGAGAAUAAUGAAUCUUGGGAAUGGUUUAUGAGAAAGUUAGUCGGAGUACUUGGCGAUAAGUAUGCUAUGAAAGAAGAUGUUGUUGUGGCAACAGACAGGCACCCACCGAUCGGUAGAUCCAUAAGGUUGGCAUUUCCUUGUGCUAAUCAAGUAUACUGCAUCCACCAUCUUUCAGAAAAUAUCAAACAGACCUACCACAACUUCACGGCUUGGGUGGCAUUUACAAGAGCUGCAAAAGCGUUUAGCAAUGAUGAGUAUGAACUUGCUAUGAGAGACCUGGGUUUAGUGAGCCCCGCUGCUUUAAAAUCUGUAGUGGAUCUUGGACCGGAAAUGUGGGCCAGGGUGAAGGCUAGAACAGGUCGUUUUACUCUCAUGACUACAAACGCCUGUGAAACUUUCAAUUCAAGAAUAGAUGAUGUUAAAAGUCUUCCAAUCUGUCAUUUAGUCGAUUACAUUCGCAGGUUCCUUAUGGAAUGGUUCUGCGAACGUAGACAACUAGCUCGUGAUCGGCAAGAUCCUUUGAGUCAACAUGCACGGGAUAUAAUCAAAGAACGGUGGGAUGUGGAAAAAAGGUUGUGGAUUUCCAUGUCGAUGGGGACGAAUAUGAAGUGGACGAGGGUGACUAUGAAGAGCAGCACACCGUCUAUCUUGACCGAAGGUCUUGCACGUGCAAAGUUGUGUGAGACAUAUAAGAUAAAAGAAGAAGUCCUUUGUGGGGAAUAUUAUAAAACAUCGGUUUGGAUAUCUAUGUAUGAACCUAAAAUCUAUGGUGUGCUGAGCCCAGAAACUUGGGAUGUCCCAGCGGAGGUGGCAGAACGGGUGGUGCUUCCUCCAAAAACUACACCGGAAGUUGGUCGUCGGAGCAUCAAGAGGAAAAGGUCUUCCAUUGAAAAACCUAGAAAGAAAAGAGCUUGUUCAAUGUGUCACCAUACAGGGAAUUAUGCUAACAGCAAACGUUGUCCCAAGGCUUAG
Molecule: messenger RNA, 1695 nt
Organism: Papaver somniferum (opium poppy)
Lineage: Eukaryota; Viridiplantae; Streptophyta; Magnoliopsida; Ranunculales; Papaveraceae
Exons: 3
Coding region: 1-1695 (564 amino acids)
Source: RefSeq, a predicted model, not a curated record